Molecule: messenger RNA, 795 nt
Organism: Astrephomene gubernaculifera
Lineage: Eukaryota; Viridiplantae; Chlorophyta; Chlorophyceae; Chlamydomonadales; Astrephomenaceae
Source: the annotation of a GenBank genome assembly
GGGGCGUACCGGCUGAGUGAUGCGGGGCUGAGCAAGGCCCUCUCUGCCGCCCCCUCCCUGCAGCGGCUGGCGGUGCCUCAGGGCUCCCGGCUGAGUGGGGCGGGGCUGGCACAGCUGCCGCUGCUGGUGCCGCGGCUAAGCCACCUGGACCUGUCUGACUGCCGGGGGCUGGGUGCCGACUCGCUGCGUGAGGUGCUGCCGCGGCUGCCCGGACUGAGGGCUGUCAAGCUGGACCUCAUACCCGAGGUGGAUGACUCGGUGCUAGUUGCGGUGGGGUCGCUACCGGAGCUAAGGGAGCUCAGCAUCCGCUGCUGCCAGGCGGUCACAGACGAGGGGCUGGCGGCCCUCGCGGCGACCCGUGGGUCGGUUCUGGAGCUGUUGCGGCUGGACGAGUGCGGCGGCCGGGUGACGGACCGGGGGCUGGGGGUGCUGGCGGAGCACUGCAAGGCGCUCAGGGUCUUCUCCGCUCGUCGCUGCCCCCGUCUGGGUGACGCGGCGCUGGCGGAGCUGCUGCGGCACGGCACCGUACGGCACCUCAGCCUGAGCGGGGUGCCGGGGGUGGGUGCGGCGGUGGCGGGGGCGCUGGCGGGCUGCUGCCGGGACUGCCUGGAGCACCUGGACGUGUCGUUCUGCAGGAAGCUGCCCGACGGCUCGCUGGGUCUGCUGCUGGACCGCUGCUGCCGGCUGCGGCGGCUGGUGGUGUACGGCUGCAGCCAGCUGAGCGGGCGGUCGCUGUACGGCCACCUGAACAGCGGGCUGGUGGUGGAGGGGGUGCACACCAAGGUGGACCUGGAC